GGCAAUAUCCACUGGAAUUGCUAUAUCUCGUUAUUGUGUUUCUAUUUAAUGUUUUCCAGAUCCGUACAAUUUUUAUUUCCGGCCCAGUAGAAGACUUUUGGUCACAAUGUAGCAGUUAGCCACAUUAGCCGAGUUAGCACGGGCUGAAGUUGACCAAAGGUGUGUCAUGAGGGCCAAACUUACAGCUUCUUCAGGCGAGAAACAACACAACAACCCUCGGCUGUUUUAAUGUCAGUUGCCGCGUUGAACGUCCAUGAAGCCGGCGGGAAAUGAGACUUUCAUAUCGUGUAAAUAUUAGCACUCCCCCCACCCCGCAGAAGAGGAGGAAGCAGCAUCACCCACAAGAAGAGGAAUAGAAGUACAAUGUCACGAACAGAUGAGGUCAACAAGAUGACGGAGAACGUCUACAAGGGCAUUCUGGACCACUUCAACCCCAGCUUGAAGAAUUUUGUCACCAUGGGGAAACACUAUGAGAAAGCCCUCACAGGCGUGACGCUGGCGGCCAAGGGCUACUUCGACGCCCUGGUCAAGCUGGGAGAGCUGGCCAGCGACAGCCAAGGUUCCAAGGAGCUGGGAGACACCUUGUUCCAGAUGGCCGAGGUCCACAGACAGAUCCAGGUGCAGCUGGAAGACGUGCUCAAGUUGUUUCAUUCGGAGCUGCUGGCCCAGCUGGAUCAGAAGCUGGAACUGGACAUCAAGUACCUGACAGCCACGUUAAAGAAGUACCAGACCGAGCGACGGUCCAAGUCCGAGUCCAUCGAGCGCUGCCAGGCCCAGCUGAAGAAGCUGCGCAGGAAGAGUUUGGGCAGCCGGCACCCCAACAAAUACGGAGACCGAGAGAUGCAGUUUGUGGAGCUGAUGAGUCGGCGCCAGGUGGAACUGGACACUCUGGUUGCUACGGGUUACAGGUCGGCGCUAACUGAGGAGCGCAGACGAUACUGCUUCCUGGUGGAGCGCCAGUGUUGUGUGAGCAAGAUGCUCAUCAACUACCACUGCAAGGUGAGAGAGCUCCUGGCGCAGAAAGUGUCGUCGUGGCAACAGUCCUGCACGCAGCCAACCAAACUGCCGGAGCGCGCGCUCAAUCUGAUGCGUCACACGGCGCCGCAAAGCUCCGGAGCCGCCGGGGUGGCCGAGCUCCUUCGCCACACCAAGCCAGAGCAGGUGACCGCCUCCUCCCGCAGUCACAAGAUGCAAUUUGAAGGGCAACUGCACUUAUUGGAGGAAGCACAACCUUCUCCUGUCCAGAGGCCGUCAGUUCCAGAAGUGCCGCCGCUGUUAAACGGCGGUCGCUCGCAGCCGCGCUCGCUCCCUUCCUCGUCCUCCCAGAGCGAGUCCCCGCCCACCUCGCAGGGCUUCUCCAGGGGCGGGUCUCCGCAGCUGGGCGUGUCCACCCAGGCCGCCUCCCCCUCCCUCCUCAUGGCGGCCAACACCAGCCACCUGUCGCCCAGCCUCAUCCCCUCCACCGUCAUGUCCGUCCAGCAGGUGUCGCCGUCCAGCAGCUGCUCGCAGGGCGUGACCCUCGCCAUCCCGCACAGCCCGCCGCUGACCCACAGCGCCCCCCUCUCCAGGGCCGUCACACCCGUGCACCAGGGGGCGGGGCCCGCAGGUAACAGCACGCCGCCCUGGCUGAUGAAGGCCGCCGACAUGUGCGGCACUUCCACCCUUCCUCUACCCAGGAAGCCCGGCGGCGACGUGAGGCUGGCUGGCUUUCCAGGCUCCAGGGUGCUAGCUGAGUCGGGGCCGCGGCGAGUGGCGGCCAUGUUUGCUCACGCCCCCGCGGCGUCGGAGGGAGGGAGCGUGGCCUCCCUGCUGCACUUCCUGGCCGGGGACAGCGUGACGCUGCUGAUCUCGGAGCCCAGGGACGGCUGGCACUACGGACGCAACGAGCGCACGGGCCGAAAAGGCUGGUUCCCUUUCUCCUACACUCAACACGCUGGGACGGAUCACCUGGACAGAGACCACUUCCUGUCCAAGGCCAACAGCACCAGCAUGAGUGGGCUGGACCAGCUGGUGUCUCCGCCCCUCGCUGCCGAGUCAGACGAGGACCGCCGCCUUCCUCCGCCCAGGGUCAGCACCUUCCGGCCACGCCCUUACAGCAUGGCCGACAGCCAGCAGAUCACUGCCCAGUUGGCCUCACCACCAUCCUCUCCCACCAGAGCCAACCCUUUUGCUCACGUGCGCCUCAGAAAGACUGUGACCAACGACCGCUCAGCCCCCAUCAUGGAGUGAUGGCUGCUUAUAUCGCAUGGAGUCACAGCACCCCUCUUCUACCAUGGCUGCUUAUAUCGCAUGGAGUCACAGCACCCCUCUUCUACCAUGGCUGCUUAUAUCGCAUGGAGUCACAGCACCCCUCUUCUACCAUGGCUGCUUGUAUCGCAUGGAGUCACAGCACCCCUCUUCUACCAUGGCUGCUUAUAUCGCAUGGAGUGACAGCACCCCUCUUCUACCAUGGCUG
This is a messenger RNA of Nerophis ophidion (straightnose pipefish), 2455 nucleotides long. RefSeq lists its product as uncharacterized. The transcript is spliced from 15 exons. Gene Ontology annotation, biological process: actin filament bundle assembly; actin crosslink formation; positive regulation of actin filament polymerization. The record is from RefSeq and is a predicted model, not a curated record. NCBI's taxonomy places the organism in Eukaryota, Metazoa, Chordata, Actinopteri, Syngnathiformes, Syngnathidae. Gene Ontology annotation, cellular component: cytosol; nucleoplasm. Gene Ontology annotation, molecular function: protein binding; cytoskeletal adaptor activity. The coding region runs from base 364 to 2229 and encodes 621 amino acids.